Molecule: messenger RNA, 1962 nt
Organism: Colletotrichum karsti
Lineage: Eukaryota; Fungi; Ascomycota; Sordariomycetes; Glomerellales; Glomerellaceae
Product: transcriptional regulator
Exons: 2
Coding region: 1-1962 (653 amino acids)
Biological process (GO): regulation of transcription by RNA polymerase II
Cellular component (GO): SAGA complex
Molecular function (GO): transcription coactivator activity
Source: RefSeq, a predicted model, not a curated record
AUGCCUCCCGCAGCGAGCCAGAAGGGCACCGGCAAGAAGGCCGGGCCCAACGCAAUGCGACAGCGCAGCCGCAACACAACACCGAGCUCUGCCGUCCCGUCCGCCAGUCUGCCACCCAUCGAAGCUGUCGACACCGAUUACCUCGAACUUCGUGUCGAACAGUUCCGAAACCUGACCUACGAUGACCUCGUCGAUUCAUCCAUACCUAGCUCUGCGAUACCCGACUUCAAAGCAUUUGAGGCCAUGAUCGCUCGUCUCCAGCGCCUGCAAGAGACCAUCGACAGACGAAGCAACUUCUGCGACAGGGGCAUGCGCAUACUAGCCAACACCCGCAAGCAAUACAUCAAUGAUGUCGACGAAGGCGCGAACGAAGGCGGCAAGACUGACGGCGAUUCCAAAAAGACCGGCAAGACGAACAAGAAGAAGAGGAAGGCCGCAGAUACCCUGGCACCCCAGGAUGCUGGAGUCGAGCGGACAUCCCCGCUUAGGGAAUCCACUAAACCACGAAAGCUUUCGCGCGACAACGACUCGGCCAGUUCUUCCCUGUCCCCAGUCGCGCCCGCCACGCCCUCAGCAAUGGAAGUCGACGAAAAAACCAAAGCAGAGGAAAAUGAAGACGAGGAAAGUUCAGAAGACGAGGGCGCGCCGCCCAAAAAGGCGCAGCCUGCGGCACACACAUUCGGCGACGACCCCUCGACCUUCCCCGACCCGACCGUCUACGAAAUUCGCCCGACACAUUCUGGCAUGUCCGAAGACGAGCUGAAGGAAAUUUACUCUGUUGCCGUGUUUCCCAAAAGCGAUUUGGCCGAUCUCAUAGCAGGAGAUCCGCCCGAUAAGGACUUUAGCAGCGCCAAACCGAACAACCAAAUCAGCUUCUCGACGUUUUCGACGUACAUCGAACCAUACUUUCGGCCAUUUGCGGAGGAGGAUCUCGCCUUUCUUAGAGAGCGAGGCGACCGCGUCACUCCUUUCCACAUGCCCAAAAGAGGCAAGAAACAUUAUAGCGAAAUUUGGGCGGAAGACGAUGGCGCCAUGGCACUCGACAAACCUCAGAACGGGCGUGAACAACUGGCCCCGAACCAGGCCCGCGGCGCGAUUGACAACAUGGACGAUGAGGUAGCGGAGACGGAUAAGCUCUCAGUCGGACCGCUGCUCUCACGGUUGAUGCAGGCAAUGCGACCCGAAAAUCGCCCACAGGUUGACGAAGAAAAGACCAGCGUCAACGGUGUCAGUAAUGGCGACACCGCUAUGAAUGGCAGCGUUAAUGGCGAGACUGGGGAUGCACCGCAGAGCUCCAGUGACGAUAAGGCCCCACCGGUGCCGCCCGCGUCCUUCAUGCCCGAAUCGAACUCAGAGGCUUGGAAGAAGGCGUCACAUCCCAAGCUGGAAUACACCCAGGUCGACGAGCGAAUCAAGCAGGAGCUCAGGCACAUAGGCUUCCUACCCCAGGAAGGCAAUUUCGAGAGCGAAUACGACGGUGCAUACGACGACGAGGUAGCAGCACGUCUGCGCUUGUUGCAGGGUCGCUUGCGGGAGCAAAUGCUCAUCAACGGCGCGCGCAAAGCCAGGCUUACGGAGCUUGUAAAGGAGCGCAUGGCCCACCAAGAGUACCAGACCAUUCUCGAGGAUCUGGACUCUCAGGUCCAGGCCGCUUAUCUCAAGCGAACUCGUACUAUGGGCAAGAGCAAGAAGAACAAGCGUCCGGGUGGUGCGGGAGGCGGCAGUCAUGCUGUCGGCGGCGCGGCUGGUAUGGCCAGACCGGGCAUCGGCGACUUGACCAAGACGCUCAUGGAACGUCGCAAGAGGUGGAUCGACACUAUUGGGUCGGUUUUUGACGACGAGAACCUGGGCAAGGUCCCGCGCAGCUCCGAACCCGACUCGUCCAUCUUCAAGGCUAACUUGAUGAGCGAUUUGAUGAAGAAGGAGAAGGCGCAGUGGGACGAAGAGGUUGAGGAAGAGUGA